This is a messenger RNA of Gasterosteus aculeatus aculeatus (three-spined stickleback), 5505 nucleotides long. RefSeq names its product neuronal PAS domain protein 2 (gene npas2). Gene Ontology annotation, biological process: circadian regulation of gene expression; regulation of transcription by RNA polymerase II. Gene Ontology annotation, cellular component: cytoplasm; nucleus; CLOCK-BMAL transcription complex. The record is from RefSeq and is a predicted model, not a curated record. NCBI's taxonomy places the organism in Eukaryota, Metazoa, Chordata, Actinopteri, Perciformes, Gasterosteidae. Gene Ontology annotation, molecular function: DNA-binding transcription factor activity, RNA polymerase II-specific; protein dimerization activity; RNA polymerase II cis-regulatory region sequence-specific DNA binding.
CUCCCUCUCUCUCCCUCCCUCCCUCUCUCUCUCUUCUCGGUCCUGUUUACAAGUCGCUGCCAGCGAAGCCCGCAGCUACAGCGACUUAUUCCGCACGGCAGACAGCUCACCGGGCGCGUUAAUAACCCGGCGUUAUUAACUUGGGCGCUGUUAUGCAAGUUAACGCGUUCGGGGCUCCCGGCUGCUGCGCCGCGCGCUGCCGGCGUUAAUAGUUUGCGGCUCGUCGCUGCGCUGCGGUUUUUCAAAUAAGAUGAACGGAUCGGUGAAAGUUUGCUGCGAAUAUUCACGCCAGCUGGAGACUCCCUUUGAAGGAUUUGCCGUUUCUUUGGUGGACUGCAGACGGUGGCGGGCAACUGGUCCGCGCUAGGUUUUUCCACAAGGUUGUUCCGACGAGGUCAGCGCCGAUGGUACUUAUGAGAAUUCAGAAAGGGCCUGGUUGGGAAAAGGAGUGAGUAUGGACAACCUUUCCGACUUCGGGGGCUGUCCAUCCAGCCACAGGGAAUGGGACACCAACAGCUGCGUGGACGAUUUGAUGGACGAGGAUGAGAAAGACAAGGCUAAAAGGGCGUCUCGCAACAAAUCGGAAAAGAAAAGAAGAGACCAAUUCAAUGUGCUCAUCAAGGAGCUUUGCACCAUGCUGCAGGGUCAAGGCCAUCCGCGCAAGAUGGACAAGUCCACCAUACUGCAGAGAACUAUUGACUUCCUGCAGAAACAGAAAGAGAUCACUGCGCAGCACGAAACGUGUGAUGUGAAACAGGACUGGAAGCCUUCGUUCCUCAGUAAUGAGGAGUUCACUCAGCUAAUGCUGGAGGCCCUAGAUGGUUUCUUGAUAGCAUUAACUACAGAUGGCAACAUCAUAUACGUAUCUGACAGUGUGUCUUCACUCAUUGGCCAUUUACCGUCAGAUAUGGUGGACCAAAAUAUCUUGAAUUUCCUGCCGGAGCGGGAACACGGGGAGGUGUACAAGCUGCUAUCAUCCCACAUGCUGAUGACUGACCCCAUUGCGGCUGACUUCCUUGACAGCGAGGCGCAUAUUGAAUUUUGCUGUCAUCUCGCCAGAGGUAACAUUGACCCGAAGGAGCCGCCCGUGUACGAGUACGUCAAGUUUGUCGGAGAUUUCAAGUUUCAUAACAAUGUGCCUACAUCUUCUUCCAACGGGCUUGAUUUGACGUUGCCAAGAAGCCUUCAGUCCUCGCUGGAGGAGCAGGUCUGCCUCAUUGCUACAGUACGAUCCGUCACGCCACAGUUUCUAAAGGAUUCCUGUAACAUGGAAGAUCCCUGUGAUGAAUUCACAUCCAGACACAGCCUUGAAUGGAAGUUCCUGUUUUUAGAUCACAGGGCUUCACCAAUCAUAGGCUAUUUACCCUUUGAGGUUCUAGGAACGUCAGGCUACGAUUACUAUCAUGUGGAUGACUUGGAGCUUAUAGCUCAGUGUCAUAAGCAGCUGAUGCAGUUUGGAAAGGGUAAAUCCUGCUACUAUCGCUUCCUGACCAAAGGUCAACAGUGGAUUUGGUUGCAGACUCGCUACUACAUUACUUACCACCAGUGGAACUCCAAACCCGAGUUCAUUGUCUGCACUCACACUGUUGUCAGCUACGCUGAAGUGCGAGCUGAAAGGAGGAGAGAGUUCGGCUUCGAGGAGCUGUCUCCACCUGAGGUCGCUCCCUCUUCAGUGAAGGCUCAGGAGCUGUAUUUGGACAUCUGCUCCACACUGCACCCGCCGCGGGACAGAAACAGCGGCGUGGGGUCGGUGUCCUCCCACAGCUCCCGGAAGUCCUCCCACACGGCGAUGUCGGACUCUGCAUCGAACUCCUACACGCCGUCAUGGCAGUCGGCUUCCAUUGGGACAGAGAAGACAUCCGCCAGACACCGACCGAGCAGCUCAAAGAAUUUGGCACAGAGACAGAAUUCCUUUGACCUCAAUCCCCAACUGAGCCUCCCCCUUUCUCCUGCCUGCAGUGAGCACUCCGCAUUGCAACAGCAAACGCAGCAGCAGCAGCAGCAGCCGUCGCCGGUGUUUCAGCAGCAGCAGCCUCAGCUCUGUGUAAUGAACCAGCUGAAGGAGCAGCUGGAGGAGAGGACGCGCAUUCUGCAGGCUGACAUUAAGACGCAGCAGCAGGAGCUGCACGACAUCAAGGAGAAGCUUCACCUCGCUAAUCUCCAGGUGUUGUUACAGCAGCCUAUCCAAAAUGACUCUGGCCAGGCCCAGCAGCAGCAGCAGCAGCAGCAGCAGGGAUCCGGCAGGGCGGCCCAGCGCAGGCACUCGGGCUUGACCAGGCGGCACUCGAGCCACUCCAAAGCGUCGUCCUGCGGGGGCCACAACUCAUCCCCUCGAUCACUCCUGAGAGAGAACAGCUCGCCCUCACUACAGCAGAUUGUACGGAGCGGGCAGCUGCAGUCGGUGAGCGUGCCCGUGCAGACGAACGCCAGCGUGACGAUGCCCUUCUGCGGCAACCCCAUGAUGUUCUCUCAGACCAACACAAGGUCCCUGCAGGACGCCAACCAAAGACACAUGGACGCCGAGUUCAACCAAGACGGACAACUACGCAUGCUGCUCAACCAGCCGAUGCAGACGCUGGUUCCCACAAGCAGCGUCACCGCGCAGCCUUCCCAGUGCAACAUGGGCAUCUCCCAAACCAUAUACACCUUGGAGCAGCAGAUCAUUGCCCCGUCGUUCUCCAUGCAACAGGUCAACUGCAACGCCGUCCUCGUCCCCUCCCCGGUCUUCACGUCCCCGAUAGUGAUCCCGCAGAACAGUUUCAUUGCAAACCAGUCCCAGUCAGCCUACCAAGCUCAGCCCCAGGCCCCUCAGCACUCCCUGCAGCUCCAGCAGCCCCAGCAGUUCUUUCAGAUGGCUCAAGGACUCGUACACGGCGGAUCUGCUCCAGCAUUCUUACACACCACUAACGUCCCGCAGCAAAGCACUGUGGGAUACAUCCAGCAGCAGCUAUCUCAGCAGCUGCCGCCGGCGCAUCUGCAACAAAGGCAAUACCAACAUUCCCAAAACCAGACGGGCAAUGUUUCCGACUUCCGAAAUAUGCUGACUCGGUAGCGCUGCGGACCAGUGGGGUGGGUCGCCGAGAUAUUACCGCGGUGCUGUCGGCAGCACGUCGUGGCAUUUGUCGGUGGAACGGGACGGGAAUUUGCUUUUUAGUGACCUCACUACUGCUGGGAGGCCGCCUCGAGUACAUCGCUAGGAGUGAAAACCACCAGCACAGGCGGCACACUGACCGAACGUCAUCCGCAGGACCCGAGGAGAGCCUGAGGGGGCCGGGCCUCGGUCCGCCGGCCGCACCGCGCUCAGUUGCCGAUAGCGGAGUAUCAAAGCUCUCAACAAGACACCACAUGUUUUACGUGGGUCCUUCUCAGUAUGUGUUUGCACUUUCUUCCCGCCCCCUAACAAAAUGUAGAAUAUUUAUUUUAGUUCCCCGCUUGUCAACCUGCUCUGUUUGGAUCUUCGGCUCCUCAAUGGCUCGUCUCAUGAGAAAGGGGGUUUGUGUUCACUGUGGACGCCCCGCUGGGAUGCAGGGAUGCUGGGAUGCUGGGAUGCUGGGAGGGGGGGGUUCGAAAGGGCUAUCUAGAUUUUUAAAGCCUCAAUCUGGGAAUGCCACAAACGACACUUUUUUUCACAGAGAAAGGACAGUGGAGCUUGCGAUGAGCUGCCAGAGGGGGAAACAAUUUGUGCCUUCCGCCGCGGUUCGUCCUCGGCGCGGUUUGAUGGUGGCGUCUGAUUACGGCUUUAAAAAUCCAGCUCAGGUCCACUUGGAAUACAAAGUUCUAUUUUCAUAGGUCAUAAUUUACUGUUUUUCCUCAUCAAACUCAAACAAACAGCACCCUAUAUGUGUAAUGGAUGUAUUACAAAUAUUUAUAUAUUGGAUGCUUUUUGCAACCUUCUGAUCAGUGAGUCUGCACACUUAUUGAACACAUGUAAUGAUGGUAGCUAAAAAUAUUCAUUCAACCAUAUACUGAAAAAACACAAAUGACUUAGUGUUUAUUUAUCACAUACAAUAUAUAUUUGAAACAAUAUAUGGGAAUAAGAAAGUAGUUUUGUAUUGAACGGUUUUAAUUGAUUUGAUGUGAAAGGUCACGUCUUGGUUAAGUACUACCUGGAUAUAAAACAUUGCAUUUCGACAUGGUUUUAGAAGUAAGUCACGGCAGUUCUGUCAGUGUGUCAAGAUGUUACAAACUGUCCGUAGGACUUUAUCAAUUGAACUUUAAACUCCAUCUUUAAAUUGGCGGAUAACACACAAGCGCCGCUUGUGGUCGACGAUGAGGACGUUUCAUACACACUUUGCGCAACGUCAAUAAAAAAUAAAUUUAAAAAAGAAUGUUAAUUUAUACUGCUUAAAUGUUUCACCAUGGAUGUACUGUAUAUAUAGAGAUAUAUUAUAAGCCAUUGUGUCAUGUCAAUUAUAUGGAAAAAAUGUUCAAUGUCCUCACAUUCCUCCAACCGUUAAUCCACAGUAUUUUCUUUUUUUUUUUAAAGGUAUCAGAUGUGUCCAGUGGACGCAGAGACAUGAUAGUUGAAAGGUCAUAUAUUGACCUGGAUCACAGAAAAAAGAAGUAUGACAUGAAGCUGAAAGGUCAUUUUAUUUUUUAUAUUUUUAAGUCGAAUGGGUUUCACUUAUUGUUCAUUAUCCAGAUCUGUUUUUGAUGUGUAAGGGACCCCUUAGUCUGUGUGCAUUUCUAGUUGUGCUCAGCCAGCAGCUCAAAGGUGCCAUAAAUACAUUUUAUUUUUUACUUUUACCCACGUUUUUAAUUUCAAUCACUGAGAGAAAUAUAUUAGUAUAAUUAUAUAUAAAAUAUGUUAUUUUUUACCAUUUACAACCGUUCAGUAAAAAUCCCCUCUGAGGUGGUUUUCCAUUUAAAAGCAUAAGUCAUGUUUGUCCACAAGAUAACAGUUAGAAUACGGUGAUUUGCCUUGAAAAGGUGGUCCAGAAAAAAUAAUUAUUUAAAAAGAAUAAUUUAAACCAGCUGUGCGUGAAUCAUGCUGAGAUUCAUGCUUUGCUCCAGAUUAAGUGGAUUAGGCUCUACAUUAUUUUGUGUAGUGACUGGUCAUCCAGUGUCCGCCACAUGUCUGGAUGCAGGAGGAUUUUUUGUCUAUUGUGUCUAUUGGUCCACAGACCUUAUUGUAAAUAAUCCCUCCACUUAUUUUGUAGUUCUUAACAUAUUUUUUUUCAUCCAACUUUCAGAGUGCUUUUCUUCUUCAGGGGGUUUUCAUUGAGUGUCAUUGUUUCUACGUGAUAUGUGAUUCACAUUUAACUUUUACUUUUCUGCUUUUGUAAAAUAGCAACAGACACCUUAAACGUAAGCGUGGCGAGUCCGAUCAAAAGCUUUUGUGUGUGAGGUUUGCAGGAUGUGAACCGAACAAACGGCCAUUUCUGCAGAAACAGACAUUGAAUAUAUUGUAAAAUAGAAAACGUUUGGACUAUAUAUAGUUGUUUAUUUUAUGUCUAAUAGAUAUCUAUAUAUGUUUGUUAAAAUUAAAGUAAUUUUGUAACAUAA